This is a messenger RNA of Triplophysa dalaica, 1193 nucleotides long. RefSeq names its product histone H1-like. NCBI's taxonomy places the organism in Eukaryota, Metazoa, Chordata, Actinopteri, Cypriniformes, Nemacheilidae. The coding region runs from base 501 to 1145 and encodes 214 amino acids. The transcript has a single exon. Gene Ontology annotation, molecular function: DNA binding; structural constituent of chromatin. Gene Ontology annotation, cellular component: nucleosome. Gene Ontology annotation, biological process: nucleosome assembly. The record is from RefSeq and is a predicted model, not a curated record.
UUCAAUAUGGCCAAAAUAACUCCUUUAAAUGAGACUUCACGAGACCCCCAGUAAUGUUUUAAUAAUUCAAGUGAUUUUACAUGUGCCUGUUAAACACACAGAAGACGCGCGAAAGCUUUUCACAAAAUAUUCAACCAAAAAUAAAAAGGAAAUCCUACACGGAUUUAUCCAGUGGCUGACGCUACUCGCAGAUUUGACCAUAAAAUGCCAAAUUUAACGUGUAAUCGCCGAGUUUUUUUAGCUUUAAGAUACAGCUUUUGACCUCUGUUUUGUCUUCAUAUUGUUUCUAUCGCACAAACGGGGUUUAGGAGUCGGGUUCUGUUGUAAAUGUUCGAGAAGAAAACACACGAGUCGACGACUCGGGCAGGAACAUAGACACGGAACUGGCCGGUUGAGUCUGUACGGUUCUCAUGUGUUCUAUAACAGUGCAGCGCCGCUCUCGGUCGCUUCUCAUUCCUGCUCUGCUACAGAUCUUGUGACGCUACUCAUCCGAAAGAAAAAUGGCAGAAACCGCUCCAGCUGCUGCCGCCGCCUCGCCGGCCAAAGUGCCCAAGAAGAAAUCUGCUGUUAAAGCUAAGAAAACCGGCCCGAGCGUGGGCGAACUAAUCGUCAAAGCAGUGUCGGCUUCCAAGGAGAGGAGCGGCGUGUCUCUCGCCGCCCUGAAGAAAGCUCUCGCUGCCGGUGGUUACGACGUGGAGAAGAACAACUCCCGCGUGAAGAUCGCUGUCAAGAGUCUGGUGACUAAAGGCACUCUGGUCCAGACCAAAGGAACCGGGGCUUCAGGAUCUUUCAAACUCAACACAAAACAAGUCGAGACAAAGAAGCCAGCGAAGAAAGCCGCUCCUAAAGCAAAGAAGCCCGCAGCCAAGAAGCCCGCUUCUGCUGCUGCAAAGAAGCCGAAGACUGCAGCGCCAAAGAAGACCGCCGCAAAGAAAUCUCCAAAGAAGGUCAAGAAACCUGCCGCCACCGCCGCUAAAAAGGCAACGAAGAGCCCCAAGAAGGUGAAGAAGCCAGCGGCCCCCAAGAAAGCAGCCAAGAGUCCGAAGAAAGCAGCUAAAAGCCCCAAGAAGGUCAAGGCUGCCAAACCCAAGACGACAAAGCCUAAAGCGGCUAAGCCUAAGAGGGCCGCCCCGAAGAAGAGGUAAAUUCCUUCUCCAGACUUUCCAUUUAAAAAAAGGCUCUUUUAAGAGCCA